This is a messenger RNA of Carassius auratus (goldfish), 903 nucleotides long. Its product is annotated as microfibril-associated glycoprotein 4-like. The transcript has 5 exons. Bases 39 to 779 code for a protein of 246 amino acids. Lineage: Eukaryota; Metazoa; Chordata; Actinopteri; Cypriniformes; Cyprinidae. The record is from RefSeq and is a predicted model, not a curated record. Gene Ontology annotation, biological process: elastic fiber assembly.
GAAUUAUUCAUGCAAAGCAAAGAUUGCAGUAAGAGAAGAUGGCAAUGAAGGUGUUUGCUGUGGCUCUGCUCUCUGUUUUCAUGGGGUUUAUGGUGUCCAUUUCUGAUGGAUUCCAACCAGUCGACUGUUCUGAACUUUAUAAAUCAGGAGAAACAGUUAGUGGGAUCUACUCCAUCUAUCCAGCAGGUGACGUUCCUGUCUGGGUUUACUGUGAGAUGAUCUCAGAUGGGAAAGAUGAAGACAACGGAGGAUGGACGGUGAUUCAGAGGAGAAUGGACGGCAGUGUGAACUUCUAUCGGGCAUGGAAUCUGUACAAGAGAGGAUUUGGGAAUGUGCAGGGAGAAUACUGGCUGGGGCUGGAGAACAUGUACCAGCUGACAAGCAACAGGAAGUACAUGCUGAGAGUGGAUCUGGAGGACUUUAAUGGAAGGAAAGGUUAUGCUGUGUACUCGUCCUUCUCUGUGGGUCCUGAAGCUGACGGGUAUAAACUACAAGUUUCAGGAUUCAAAGAUGGAGGAGCAGGUGAUUCUUUGUCCUACCAUAAUGGACAGAAGUUUUCCACCUUUGACAAAGACCAAGACAACGACAAGAGAAACUGUGCGAAACAGUUUCUCGGGGCAUUUUGGUACUAUAACUGUUACAAUGCAAACCCCAAUGGUGUGUAUUUGGGGGGUGAAUAUUCCACCGAUAUAGCCAUUGGAAAUGUUUGGUACACCUGGAAGAGCAAUUGGAAUAUCGGUAUGAAAUCCAUCACCAUGAAGAUCAAACCUGUGCCCUAAAAACACUGUUUUCAGGAGCAAACAUCUGAUGAUGUUUUCACUAUAUUACAAAUGUGAAGGUUCAAGCAAAUCAACAAUUGCUUUUCUCUUUUGAUUUAUUAUUGUAGAAAUUAAUGUCCAAUAA